This is a messenger RNA of Antechinus flavipes (yellow-footed antechinus), 4665 nucleotides long. It is a transcript of the gene ZFPM1, whose product is annotated as zinc finger protein, FOG family member 1. The record is from RefSeq and is a predicted model, not a curated record. NCBI's taxonomy places the organism in Eukaryota, Metazoa, Chordata, Mammalia, Dasyuromorphia, Dasyuridae. Bases 1 to 4230 code for a protein of 1409 amino acids. The transcript is spliced from 11 exons. Gene Ontology annotation, cellular component: nucleus. Gene Ontology annotation, molecular function: RNA polymerase II-specific DNA-binding transcription factor binding. Gene Ontology annotation, biological process: negative regulation of transcription by RNA polymerase II; heart development; megakaryocyte differentiation.
AUGCCCCUCCCCUCCCCCAACCGCCCCAGGGCUGCCCGGCUCGGCCCCACCCUCGCCCUCCUCCGGUCCCCCCCGGCUGUCCUCAGCGCGCCCGCUGGCCUCCAAAAUCGAAGCGGAGCGGGCGGCGAGCGGCUGGAGCCCGGGCUCUCUCUGCCCGCCGCGAGCUCAGAGCACGCCAGCCCGAGCCGCCGCCGCCUGCUAGCCCGCCUGGCUUGCCCGGCCGGCCGGCCGCAGCCACAGCUCGCCCUGCUCCGCCGAGCCAGGCAGGGGGGGGCAUCCCCCCCUCGCCUCCCGCCUCCCGCGGCGCUCUGCGGCUCCGCAGCCACCGGGCCGAGAUUGGGGGGCGGGGGGAGGGGGGCGGGGGCGCCGCGGGGGCCGCCGCGAGCCGAGGCCGGCGGCGAGGGAGCUCCCCGGGCGCAGGGAGUGCGCGGCGGGCAUGAGAGGCUGCGGCCGCCGCCUGCGUCUCCGGAGCCCGUCCCCGACCUGCGGCCGGCCGAGCAGUUAGAGGGAGGAAGGGAGCCGAUCGCUGGAGAGAUGUCCAGGAGAAAACAGAGCAACCCCCGGCAGAUCAAACGUUCUCUUGGUGACAUGGAGGAAGGAGAAGACAAUCAGGCCGAGGAUGCCAGCCAAUCAGAGAGAGAGGGAGGAGCUUCAGAUCCUGAGGCCUCUGGAGAGUGUGACCCCGGGAGCCCUCCUUGCAGUGAAGGAGACGUUCAGGAAAGCCCAGAGGGCCCCAAGGAGCCGGAGGAGCAGGAGCCUGACCGCGGCCCAGGAGAGGCGAGCCCGUGGAAUGGGCCAGAUGAGCUGGAAUUGAUCUCGCAGGAUGGCGAAAGCAAAGUUCGUGCCAAGCGGAAGCUCCCUGAGGGGAUUUCCUGGGGUCCAUUCAGUGGAAACAUUCAGAGUGAAGGCUCCUCCCCAGGGCACGCAGACACGAGCCCGCCCCUGACCCUGCUGGUGGGAGAGGAGCACCGCUGGCUGACGAAGCUCCCCCGGGCCUCCAGCGAGCCAGAUGCCAACGCGGUGAUCUUCAGGAAGGGCGAGGCCAUUUGGUGCAAGACGACCAAGCCCGUGCCCGAGGGCGGACUGAUGACCGCGGUCCUCAUGGCGGAGCCCCGGGGCAUCGCCAGCAACCCCGUGAAGGCCGAGCCCGGGGACCCCGAGUACCCGGCCACCCUGCCCUCCGACAUCCAGCUCCUGCCUCAGCAGGCGGGGAUGGCGGCCAUCCUGGCCACCGCCGUCGUCAACAAGGACAUCUUCCCCUGCAAAGACUGUGGCAUCUGGUACCGGAGCGAGCGGAACCUGCAGGCUCACCUCAUGUACUACUGCGCCAGCCGCCAGAGCUCGGGGUCCCCCCUGGUGGAGGAGAAGCCCAAGGAGACGUACCCCAAUGAGCGGGUCUGUCCCUUCCCCCAGUGUAAGAAGAGCUGCCCCAGCGCCAGCUCCCUGGAGAUCCACAUGCGGAGCCACAGCGGGGAAAGGCCCUUCGUCUGCCUGAUCUGCCUGUCGGCCUUCACCACCAAAGCCAACUGUGAGCGGCACCUGAAGGUCCACACAGACACCCUGAGCGGGGUCUGCCACAGCUGUGGCUUCGUCUCCACCACGAGGGACAUCCUCUACAGCCAUCUGGUGACCAACCACAUGAUCUGCCAGCCGGGCUCCAAAGGGGAAAUCUACUCCCCGAGCGCGGGACACCUGGCCACCAAGCCAGGCCCCCCAGGUUUGGUUCAGGCGGGCGCCUCCCCCGGCCUCAAGUGUGGCCUCUGUGGGCUCCUCGCCGACAGCCUGGCGGGCCUCCAGCAGCACAUGGCCCUGCACGGCCCCCUGCCCGCCCCAGACCAGGCGGCCCCGGGCCCCGACUCGCCCCCCGCUCCCGACGCUCCGGCCAAGAGGGCCCCGGCCGAGGCAGAGAACGGGGAGGCGCAGGCCACCCCCCCGGAGAGCUGCUCCUCCUCUUCCUCGUCCUCCGGCGAGGGGCCGGCGCCGCCGCUCCUGAAGAUCAAAGAGGAGACCGGGGAGGGCCAGGGGCCGGAGCCCGAGGGGGCCAAGGGCCAGGGCCGGGCCGAGCCGGGCGGCAGCCCCAGGUCGGAGCCCGAGUCCUCCUCGCGGGCCUCCUCCCCCCAGAGCCUGGCGUCCGUGAAGGUCAAGUCCGAGCUGGCCAGCCCCACGCCGGGCUCCAGCCCGGGGCCCAGCGAGGCGGGCGGCGGCCCCUCCGGGGGCACCAUCUUCCUGCCCCAGUACGUGUUCGGGCCCGAGCCCUCCGCCGUCCCCCAGGCCUCGGAGAUCCUGGCCAAGAUGUCCGAGCUGGUGCACAGCCGGCUCAAGCAGGGCCACGGAGGCGUGGCCCCCGCCCUGUACCCGGGGACCCCCGCGCCCAAGGGCGCCACCUGCUUCGAGUGCGAGAUCACCUUCAACAACAUCAACAACUACUACGUCCACAAGCGUCUCUACUGCUCCAGCCGCCACGUGGCCGAGGACAGCCCCCCCGGGGCGCGCAAGCCCAAGGUGGCCGCCCCCCCCAAGGGCCCCCUGGGCGCCGUGGUCGCCCCCGCCAGGGCCAUCCUGUCCCCGCAGCCCCCCGAGGGCCCCCCCGCGCCCGCCGAGGGCGAAGCGGAGGGCGAGCACCCGUGCCCGGCGGCGGAGGCCAGGGCCGAGGAGGCGGGCGGGGGGAAGGAGGCCUCCCCGGAGGCGGACGGGCCGGGCCGGGGCAGCGAGGACAGCCAGAGCCCCAGGAGCUCGCUGGACGACGCCGACGAGGACCCCCUGAAGACCGUGUGUGAGGCCUGCAACAUCCGCUUCAGCCGCCACGAGACCUACACGGUGCACAAGCGCUACUACUGCGCCUCCCGCCACGACCCCCCGCUGCGGCGGCCCGGGGGCCCCAACAAGGUGGCCUUCCUGCCCCAGCCGGUGCGCACCCGCAAGCGGCGCAAGCUGUACGAGAUCCACGCCGCCGCCGGCAACGCCGGCCUGCUGUCGGCCGCUCACCCGCCGCCGCCGCCGCCCCUGGGGGAGCUCCCCGCCUCCCCCCAGCUGGGGGACGCCCUGGGCCCCCGGCCCGACGGGCCCCCCGCCCUCCUGCUGCCCGUGGGCAAGGCCGCCGCCUCCGCGCCCUCCCCCAGCUCCAGCCCGGACACCGACGGCCCCAUCGACCUGAGCAAGAAGCCGCGGCUGCAGCGGGCCGAGGGGGGUCCCACGGCCCCACCGCCGCCGCCGCCGCCCCCUCUGCUCCCCCUGACUGACUACCACGAGUGCACGGCCUGCUGCGUCAGCUUCCACAGCCUCGAGGCCUACCUGGCCCACAAGAAGUACUACUGCCCGGCCGCCCCCCUGCAGCAGAGCGCCCUGGAGCAGCUGCACAAGAUUCAGGGCCUGGCCAAGCCCCGCCUGGGCGCCGAGGGACCCCGGGGAGCGCCUGGGGAGGAGCCGGAGGGGGGCGCGCGGCUCAAGGCGGAGAAGGGGGCGGGCCCGGGACCGGCCAAGACCUCGGGCCUGCCGGCGGCCUACGCCGGGGACGCCCUGCACCGUUACCCGGGCCCCAAGGCCCUGCACCUCCCCGGGGGGAAGCCCCCCGCCCCGGUGGUGUGCCCCUACUGCCCCCUCAACGGGGCCAUCAAAGGCGACCUGAUCGAGCACUUCCGCCACGCCCACGGCCUGCUGGUGGCCAAGCCGGUGGCAGGACACAUUCUGGCCGAGGCCCCUGCCCCCCACACCCGGACGCCGGCCGUGGCCGGCUGCGGGGCCGAGAACAGCCUCCCGGCGCCCCUCUCGCUGCCCCCCGGGACAGCCUCCUCCACCUCCUCCGCCUCCUCCUCCUCCUCCUCCUCCUCUUCCUCCUCUUCUUCCUCAGCUUCCUCUUCCUCCUCCUCCCCACAGCCAGGCCCCAGGCUUCCUCGGGACAGCUUCAACGGCCACGAGCUCAAGGAGCCCCCGGCCCCAGCCAACGGCAGCCCCCUGCCCACCGGCUCUCCCCGGCCCGGCCUGCCCCUGUCCCCGGCCACGGCCCCGGCCCUCACCCUCUCGCCAGUGCCUGAAGCUCUGCUCCAGCCUCCCACCCCGCCCAUGUACACAGACAAGGGGGUCCAGACCCCCAGCAAAGUUGCCCCCGCCACCGUCCCCAACGGCAACCAGAGAUACUGUCGUCUGUGCAACAUCAAGUUCAGCAGCCUGUCCACGUUUAUCGCACACAAGAAGUAUUAUUGUUCCUCCCACGCCGCAGAGCAUGUAAAAUAAUCCCUGAGCCCCCCUCGGCCCUCCCUCUCCCCGCCCCCACCUGUCCCACCACACUACAGACUGAUUACACGGGACUCGCCCUCAGCCCUGGCCGCUGCCGACCCCCAGGACAGCUCCGCAUGUGGCCGGCAGGAGAGGACGCGGCAGCGGCGGGGGCCCGUCCCCCAGAGCACUACGGUGGAGCAGGAGAGCCCCUUCUGCCCCGGGAACCUUCCCGACAAAGCACAAGGCAUCGGUCACUCACUCGAGCACCUCCCGGAGCUCAGAGCCCCCUGGACUCCCUUUGCCCCUGAGCCUGAGGGCCCAGUGACCGAAGCGGCGGGUGGGAUGGCCAGAGAACUGGCUGGCUAUGAAAGAAAGGCAGGGUUGGACGGGGGGGCAGAAUGGGACCCCAAACCCUCGGCACUUAAUAAAGAAUUACAGUUUGAUGAUGAA